This is a messenger RNA of Rhodofomes roseus, 1545 nucleotides long. RefSeq lists its product as uncharacterized. Bases 32 to 1114 code for a protein of 360 amino acids. The transcript has 7 exons. NCBI's taxonomy places the organism in Eukaryota, Fungi, Basidiomycota, Agaricomycetes, Polyporales, Fomitopsidaceae. The record is from RefSeq and is a predicted model, not a curated record.
UGCUUUCGACCUCUCAGGGCUGUCGACGUCUAUGUAUAAUUCUCUGGAUGCAACAUACGCCGCAGAGCUUUCCCCUCUCGGCCUCGGAUAUCCACUGUGGCAGCCGUCGGGGCCGGUAGAUGAGCUCGAAGUUGAGCUGGGCGAUGUUGGCUACAUCCAUGACGGUAGCUUCCACUAUAUUUUCAAUGCUUUCAGACCGGCGACCGAUCUGAGGAAUCAGAAGUGUGGUGUCCCAGAUGAAUUCGUCCCACUGUUCGUAGGGAGCAUCCCCGCGUUGAGUUACAGAAAUUACAUAGAACCAAAGCGCGUAUUUCACACCGGGUCGGUGAAGCAAAUUGAUGCAGGCGACAACUAUAAAACCUUCGAGUGCGCAGGGAAGCGGGGCCCGGGCGCAGUCUUAGUCCUUGAGCAAGGGGCACUGCGCCACACGACACGGACGGAUCGUCGCGUAACGACCUACGUACGGAACUACGUCAACACCUGGCACGAAUUCGUACUCUCCCUGGACUUGGAUUUGCGGUUGUCGGACAUACGCCUCGUCACGGGAUAUAUCAAGGCGCCGCAGUACGCCAUUGCACUCUGUCAAGCGGGCGAAGAAGCAGUCAAGUUCCGCUACCAGAGCAUUGACUGUCCCUCAGGGACAGACCCCUGGGAGCGGAUAGGAGGCGAGGGAGUCCCACACUUCCACUAUGGUCCUAAGACUCCGACAGACCCGCCACCUGCAAAUCAGUGUGUCUUUGUGAACUACUGUUCUGCCAGGCGUCGUCUCUUGAUACCCAUGCGCAUAGUAGCAGCAGCUGGCCCACACCGACCGCCGCCUGCGAAUGGCGACGACUGUAGCACAUGCAAGGCGGAAGUACAUAGACCGGUGUAUACCUCGGAUCCGUGUCUGGAACGUGACAUCGACGUGACACGUACCGAACAUAUACCUAUUGAUGAUGACCCGGGUUGGCCCCACGGACGCCAUGCUUCGAGGUGCAGGUCAAGUCUGAUAGUAGUUGCGUAUGAGGCGUCAGUAAACGCUCCAGCCGGUAUACCUCUACGUGGAUCUCUGGCGCCCUUGCGGGUUGGAGCACGCGACCGUGAGUUGAUCAUUGCACGGCUUCAGCCUUGAUUCGACUGAGAACGGUCUUCUCCACGUCAGUGUGCUCAAAUGCUGGGAAACAAGCGGAUGCCAACCGCAGCAACGCGCCGGCGACGGAGGUAACGUCAUCGACAAGUUCAAGUGUAGCCAAUCGACUCGUAGGAAAGUGGUCGCAUAGACAAUACGUCGCGGAGAGCGUGUCUGCCGUCGCACACGGCAGCGGUGUAGCCUCUCACAAUGCUUUGUGAUCCUGAAUUGGUGCCCCUCUCUGUAUCAUGAUUGGGUCACGGUGUACGCCCGGCCAUAAUAUGGACUAUUCUUCGGAUUUUCUGAAGACAUCUUGUGUAUCCUUCGCAGUUGUAGCCGGUAUUUGUGGAAUGGGACAUUGGGAGGGUAUCUAGCCUGUUGUAGCGUGUUGGCCAUCGUAUAGACAUUUUACUUGAAGUAGCGACUUGCAAUAC